Molecule: messenger RNA, 1979 nt
Organism: Haliotis rubra (blacklip abalone)
Lineage: Eukaryota; Metazoa; Mollusca; Gastropoda; Lepetellida; Haliotidae
Product: sodium- and chloride-dependent glycine transporter 1-like
Exons: 15
Coding region: 59-1966 (635 amino acids)
Biological process (GO): sodium ion transmembrane transport
Cellular component (GO): membrane
Source: RefSeq, a predicted model, not a curated record
CGUGUACAAGCGAGUGGGAUCCUCCUCUGUUGGCAGUGAGCGACAGAGUGAGACAGUGAUGGAUUCUGGAAGCGACAAGGGGGAGAAAGAUGCGGAGGUGAUCGUCUUGUCUGAAUCGUUCGACAGAAUCGACUCUGAGAAAGUACAAAAAUCAUCAGCGAGAGGAGCAUGGGGUUCACAGAUUGAGUACCUCUUGUCUGUUAUCGGCUACUGUGUUGGACUUGGAAACCUGUGGCGGUUUCCUUAUAUCUGCAAUAGAAACGGAGGAGGAGCCUUCCUCAUCCCAUUCAUUGUGUGUCUGGUGCUGUGUGGCCUUCCUCUGUUCUUCCUGGAGGUCGCAGUGGGACAGUUUUCUGGAAAGAGUGCAACCCAUGUGUGGAGCGUGUGUCCCCUAAUGAAAGGUGUUGGGAUCGGGAUGCUGAUUAUGUCUGCCGGCACCGUCGUGUACUACACGACCAUCUGCGCGUGGGCACUGUACUACGCCGUCUUCUCUUGUCGAGCUGUCCUUCCCUGGACGGACUGUGGCAACUCGUGGAACACUGGCGUCUGUGUGAGAAGCCUUCAAGUCAUGUCCCAAGGGCGAACUGAAGUCAGCAACUCUACAGUGUUAAAUGGGACGGAUAUGAGCUCGACCCUAACAGAGUACAUCAACAGUACCGGCACUUACAGAUGGGGAACCAAUGACAGCCUGGCCCACACGGCGGCAGAGGAGUUCUGGCAGUAUAAAGUCCUCGGUAUCAGUGGAGGUCUGGAGCAGCUGGGCAGCAUCAAGUGGGAGCUGGCGCUGUGUCUCUUGGCAUCCUGGAUACUCAUCUUCGGAUGCAUUGUAAAGGGCGUCAGGUCAGUCGGGAAGGCUGUCUACAUGACUGCCACACUUCCCUACAUCAUCCUCACCAUCCUGCUUGUCAAAGGCUUGACGUUACCUGGAGGACCUUCAGGCGCCAUGUUCUACCUUACUCCGGACUUCAGCAAACUGCUGGGAAUACAGGUGUGGCUGGAGGCCUGUCUCCAGGUGUUUUACUCGCUCAGCCCAGCAUGGGGAGGUCUCAUCACCAUGGCAAGCUACAACGGGUUCAACACCAACUGUCUCAGGAAUGCCGUCAUCUGUACGUUUGUGAGUGAGGGAACAAGCAUGUUUGCAGGCCUGGUUGUUUUCUCCAUCCUGGGCUUCAUGGCGCAGGAGGCUAACAUCCCCAUCGGGGAUGUCGUCUCCUCGGGGCCAGGACUUGGAUUUGUGAUCUACCCAGAAGCAUUGGCUCAACUUCCGCUUCCACAACUCUGGAGUUUCAUUUUCUUCUUUAUGCUGAUUUUGUUGGGGCUUGACACUUUGUUCUCUAUGGUGGAAACCGUGAUAUCGGCCAUUUUGGAUGAGUUCCCCUGGCUGCUGAAAUGGCGAGUCGUCGUUACCCUUGGAUACUGUGUUCUGUCCUUUCUGCCGGGGCUACUGUUCACCACUGAGGGUGGAAUAUAUAUUUUACAGCUGAUUGACUGGUACUUCGUCGUCAUAUUCCUAAUCGUCGAUGGGUUUCUGGAGUGCAUCAUUCUCGGCUGGAUAUAUGGUGUUGAUCGUCUGAGUGCAGACAUUGAACUGAUGCUUGGAAGACCUGCUCCGUUGUUCUUCAAGAUAACCUGGUGUUACAUCACACCGGCAAUGCUCCUGGUGACAUUUAUUUUCACCCUGGCUCAGUACCAGUCACCGACAUACGGGAAAUACGUCUACCCCGACUACGCUGCCACCAUCGGUUGGUGUGCGGCAAGCGUCCCGAGAAUUCCAUUGGUAGUGAUGAUGUUCAAGGCCAUCUACAAGGAGGAAGGGAGUCUGCUGCAGAGAUUCCAGAAGUCCUUGAAACCUGACAGCUCCUGGGGUCCAUCCAAGUCAUCUCUUAAAGAAUUUUACGUCGAUAAAAACAACAAAGCCACAACUCUGAGAGAGACUUUCAUUUCAUCAGUGUCUUGUAGAUCUUAGAUACAUGUCUAUG